AUGAGAGCUAGACAAAUAAUCAGGAAGCUUGAAAGUAAUCAUGUGGAAGGUCUAUCCCAUAAAGAGAUGUUCUUGGCUACAGAGGAUUUAUUACCUGUAACAGACGAUAAGAAAACGUGGGAUGCAUGGAAUUUCGUUGGAUUUUGGGUCGCGGAUUCUUUCAACUUGAAUACUUUCACCAUCGCUGCUUCCAUGAUCAGUGCGGGAUUGAAUUGGUGGCAAGCAUUUUUAUGUGUUAUCAUUGGUUAUUCGCUUGUUGGACCUUUACUCGUCCUUAAUGCUCGACCCGGAGCCAUACAUGGUAUCGUUUUCCCAGCAGUCUGCCGAACCACAUUUGGUCUUUUCGGAUCAUUAUGGCCGGUGUUCAACCGUGCAGGUAUGGCAUGUAUUUGGUGGGGUGUUCAAGCUUGGUUAGGUGGUGAAUGUGUCUACGUUCUACUUCGAGCUAUCUGGCCAAGCUUCGCGCACAUCAAAAAUACUAUGCCCGCAAGCUCAGAGACCACGACCGCUUUCGUAGUGGCUUUCAUUCUAUACUGGCUUUUAUCCCUACCAACAAUUUGGGUGCCCAUCCAUAAAUUGAGAUGGUUAUUCAUGGCAAAGGCAAUCGUCGGUCCAAUCGUCGGAUUCACAUUAUUCGGUUGGUCGAUUCACCGUGCCGGUGGUGUUGGACCUGUUUUCAAUCAACCUGCAACUUUGUCAGGAUCAAAAUUAGGCUGGCAAAUGGUUAUCAGUAUUUCGAGUUGUUUCAACAAUAUGUUCACUUUGAUCACCAACGCACCUGACUUUGCAUCAAGAGCUAAAACACCUUCAGCUGCAGUAUGGCCUCAAAUCAUAGCUAUGCCUAUAGGAUUCUCAAUCACUUCCUUCCUGGGUAUCGUAAUUUGUUCUGCGAGUCAAGUCCAAUUCGGUGCACCUAUUUGGGAUGUCGUCAAGAUCAUGGAUACAAUGCUUGACGAUGCGACUUCCAGCACCAGAGCUGGAUUGGUGUUCAUUGCUGCAGGUUUCAUUUACGUUCAAUUGAUGCUUAACGUCGCUGCCAACUCAGUCUCAGCAGGAUGUGAUCUUACUGCUCUGUUCCCUCGAUUCCUCUCCAUCAGAAGAGGUGGUUAUGUAGCUGCUCUCAUUGGUCUGUGCAUGAACCCUUGGUUACUUUACAAAUCUUCUGCUACAUUCGGCAACUAUCUUGGAGCCUAUGGUGUUUUGUUAUCAUGCAUCGCAGGUCCAAUGAUCGCGGAUUACUGGCUUGUUCGACGUGGACACGUAAGAGUGAACGACCUCUACUCUACAAGUAAAGAUGGUUGGUAUUGGUAUACUGCAGGUAUCAAUUGGAGAGGUUAUGCUGCUUAUAUUUGUGGAUUCGCUGUUAACGCCCCUGGAUUCAUCAAUACACUUAAACCAAACAUCGAAGUUUCAGAUUCACUGAAGAGAAUCUACUACCUCUCUUGGGUAACUGGUACUGGUAUCUCAGCAUUGGUAUAUUACCUUUUAUGUAAAUUAUUCCCUCCACCAGGAAUGAACCGACACUUCGAAGAAAUCGAUGAAUCCUAUGGUGAAGCUAGAGUCGAUGAACUUGCUGCUGCCGCUUCUAAGGAAUCAGGUUCUGCUUCUCCUGGAGUAGGAUCAUAUGAAGAAAAAGAAAAAGAAAGAUUUGGUUACGUUAGAGGUGAUAAUGGUAAUUCAGUAACGGUCCUCGAAGCUUAA
Messenger RNA from Kwoniella shivajii, 1701 nucleotides. RefSeq lists its product as uncharacterized. Lineage: Eukaryota; Fungi; Basidiomycota; Tremellomycetes; Tremellales; Cryptococcaceae. The record is from RefSeq and is a predicted model, not a curated record. Gene Ontology annotation, cellular component: plasma membrane. The transcript is spliced from 10 exons. Gene Ontology annotation, molecular function: nucleobase transmembrane transporter activity. Gene Ontology annotation, biological process: transmembrane transport; nucleobase transport. The coding region runs from base 1 to 1701 and encodes 566 amino acids.